Carassius auratus (goldfish) is the source of this 2513-nucleotide messenger RNA. Its product is annotated as neuronal acetylcholine receptor subunit alpha-2-like. The record is from RefSeq and is a predicted model, not a curated record. The transcript has 6 exons. Gene Ontology annotation, biological process: monoatomic ion transmembrane transport. Gene Ontology annotation, molecular function: transmembrane signaling receptor activity; acetylcholine-gated monoatomic cation-selective channel activity. Gene Ontology annotation, cellular component: postsynaptic membrane. Bases 280 to 2136 code for a protein of 618 amino acids. NCBI's taxonomy places the organism in Eukaryota, Metazoa, Chordata, Actinopteri, Cypriniformes, Cyprinidae.
GAGGAAGUGGGAGGGAAUAGAGUCUAAUGACAGCUAGAGAUGCAUUCUGAGGAACCCCUCACUUUUACAAGAGGUUUGGACACUGAAUGACUUUUUGUGGCUGUUUUCAACUUUAACUUUUGGGGGUCUUUUUUCAGUUUAAGGAUAGAUGGUCUACGGGGCUUUUCAGGGAUGUUUUUUAUGUGAUUUUGACUUAUAUUAGCCCAACUGGAAAUAGUUUUGCGUUCCGGUGACGAAAUUCUUGCAGAGAGGGUUAUCAUCUGACAUCAGGUGGACAAGAUGAGAGCAGCGAGGAGUGUCUUCUUUCUUCUUUCUGUCUGUCUGCAGCAGGCAUAUGUGUUUUCCAGCACUCCAGCUCAUGCCCUUGCGGAAGAAAGACUUAUCCGGUCUUUGUUUAGAAACUACAACAAGCUCUCUCGUCCAGUGGCAAACAUCUCAGAGGUGGUUCUGGUCCACUUUGGCCUGUCCAUUGCUCAGCUCAUCGAUGUGGAUGAGAAGAAUCAGAUGAUGACCACAAACGUCUGGGUGAAACAGGAGUGGAGCGAUUACAAGCUGCACUGGAACCCAGAGGAGUAUGAGAAUGUCACCUCCAUCAGGAUCCCCUCCGAGAUCAUCUGGAGACCAGAUAUCGUGCUCUAUAACAAUGCGGAUGGAGACUUUGCGGUGACUCACUUGACUAAAGCCCAGGUGUUUUACAACGGCAGGAUCAAGUGGAAACCUCCUGCCAUUUAUAAAAGCUCCUGCAGCAUCGAUGUCACCUUCUUUCCCUUCGACCAGCAAAACUGCAAGAUGAAAUUCGGCUCUUGGACGUACGAUCGGGCAAAGAUUGACCUGGUCAGCAUGGCCAGUGACGUAGACCAGAUGGACUACUGGGAAAGCGGGGAGUGGGUCAUAGUAAACGCCGUCGGCACUUACAACAUCAAGAAGUAUGAGUGCUGUACGGAAAUCUACCCAGAUAUCACCUACUCCUUCAUCAUCAGACGUCUGCCCCUGUUCUACACCAUCAAUCUAAUCAUCCCCUGCCUGCUUAUAUCCUGCCUGACCGUGCUGGUCUUCUACCUUCCCUCAGAGUGUGCGGAGAAAAUCACGCUGUGCAUCUCUGUCCUCCUCUCUCUGACUGUUUUCCUCCUGCUUAUCACCGAAAUUAUUCCCUCGACCUCGCUAGUCAUCCCGCUCAUUGGCGAGUACCUCCUCUUCACCAUGAUCUUCGUCACUCUCUCCAUCAUCAUCACAGUGUUUGUGCUCAACGUCCACCACCGUUCAUCCCGCACGCACAGCAUGCCCCACUGGGUCCGCCAGCUCUUUCUACACCUGGUGCCCCGUUACCUGUUCAUGAAACGUCCGCCUGCCUCGGGUAAGAGGAACUGUGGGAAACUGAUCGAGAUGAUGCACAAGCCAAUGGCGUCACACUCCAUGUUCCUGCGGAACAACAUUCUGGAUAUUUCUCCGCAAAGUCCGCUCCCUCAUUCGGACGUGACCUCGGUUGCCAAGUUGGAUCAAAUUCAGCAGGACUCUUCCCCCAAACCCAUGUUUUUCUGCAGUUCUCCCAGCAGCCAGUAUUCCAUCCUGCAAGAGGAAACGUUGCAAACAUCUCAAACGCUGGCCCUCGGUUAUACGUGUGCAUUCACAAACAGCAUUUUUGCCUCAAGCACAACUUCAUUUCCAGGUACUAUCCUUGGUACUCUGCUAGACACCUGCGGGACGCAGGAACGAGCCAAGUUUACAGAAUGUGAUAUCCAAGGCCGGAGUGCCGAGGGCAUCUCCAUCGCAGCCAAGGAGAGAGUUCUGGGAGCAGAGAGCUGUCAACACUGUCUCACAUCUGAGAGGACGAGUCUGCAGAAGCUUGAUCAGGAGGAAGCCGGGAGGUGUACUACACAUAACUUGCCCAGCGCCCAGAUCUUCAGCUCUAACAAAGACAGCACUACUGAUCUGUCGCAGUCCUUGAUAAAAGCCUUGGAAGGAGUUCAGUACAUUGCUGACCAUCUGAGAGCAGAGGAUUCAGACUUUUCAGUGAGGGAAGAUUGGAAAUACGUUGCCAUGGUGAUUGAUAGAAUAUUCCUCUGGAUGUUUGUGCUGGUGUGCAUUCUGGGAACCGUCGGACUUUUCCUCCCACCGUGGCUGGCUGGAAUGAUCUAGAUCCUUGUGUGGAGUCUCUUGACUCUUUGCUCGGUCGUCGUGAUUUUGCAAAGGAAGACAUGUUCCAGGAUCCAUAUUACUGACCAAAAAUAUAGACCUAACCCAAUCCCUACCCCUAAACCUAACCCCACCCACAAUGAAUUCCUAAAAUCAGAGAGAAAUGAAAGGUGAAUAACAAGGGUGUACAAGCAUCAAACCCUGAAUGUAAGCCUAAAACUGACAUGUCUUCAAAACGCGCCCCAUGAUUCUGAUUGGUUGAUUGGAAUGUUGUUCAAGGAACAUGUUGUGCUUGGUGGAAUCACGUUCACCGAUUGGAUCUGUGUGGGUGGGGAAUGGCCUUGUCAAUCACACUUGACUUCAGUGACCUCAUUAAACGU